Molecule: messenger RNA, 1657 nt
Organism: Theileria equi strain WA
Lineage: Eukaryota; Apicomplexa; Aconoidasida; Piroplasmida; Theileriidae
Product: signal peptide-containing protein
Exons: 1
Coding region: 41-1657 (538 amino acids)
Source: RefSeq, a predicted model, not a curated record
AAUCUUCUUUGGAAGCUCUUAGGCACCUGAGAUCUGGACCAUGGAAGCUACAUGGCUUCUGAUCUUCCUCUCUCUCUGCGGUUUUUGUUGCUGCACGGAUGAUCGCAGAGUAUUUUUGGUGCUAGAUGUCGCGCGUCUAGACAUCCGGCAGGUGAAUAUAGAAAAGAAGAGAUCAGGCGAGGUUGAACAGAUCAAAUUUGAGCCGAAAGAAGGCGUUAUUAUAGCUUCUGUAACCUACAAGAGGCAGAAUCUCUGGAUUGGGAAGAACGGAGAGACGUUUUCUUCUGCGAUAUCCUAUUCAAAGGAUGGACAUCUUCCACUCUUAUUUCUUAACAUAAGAGAUAAGGGAUCCUCGCGUAACAGUUACUUUGCCCGGUAUAAUGAUCUAUGGAAGCCAAUAAGUAAGGAAGACUUUGGGGAGAAGCGCAAGCGGAUGGUGAAUGGAUUACCCUCAGAUUAUAUAUCUGCGGCUUCAUUUGCCAUACCAUUGGAUCUUACAGCUCUAGAUUUUGAACAUGUAGUAUUGUCCAAGGGAGUCAUCGAUGGAGUCACCUAUGUAGCUUACUUUGCGGAUAGCAAAGCCGUCUUUACUAGUGUUGUAUUAAAAACUGGAGAAGUAUGGUUUGGAGAUGCUGGACAGGAAUGUACAAAUGUUUCGAUAUACUUCAGGAAGAAGCUACCAGCACUAAUAUCUUUGCAAAUUAGUUACUGUGGAGAACCAGCUCUUGAAUAUUUUGCACCUGCUAAUGGCACUUGGCUAAAGAUAAGUCAUGAAGAGUUUAACGAAAAGUUUGAAAACUUAAAGGAUGCUUCAAAGGGAUACGAUGUAUAUUCUAAGUCUGCAUACACUCCAAUUCAAGUCGAAUUGGAUUUGGCUAAUGUGCAACUAAAUAAGAUAAAGGUACAAGAAAAAAAGUCCGGAACUGUGAAUUUAAAGUUUUUUUCUGUAGACAGUGCCUACUCUUUAGGGAGAGUUUGUUCCGGUAAAUCAACAAUUUGGAAGCCUGAAUCCGAUGAAGAAUGUCGGUGCGUUGUUUUAUUUUCAAAGAAGGGUUAUCCACCUAUUUUGGCUUUAAGCUACGAGACUAUUGAGGAGAUUGUGGUAGAAUAUUUUGAAAAAAAGGGUAGGAAAUGGAUUAAUAUCCAAAGAAAGGGUUUUAAUGAAAAAAUCGAAAAAAUGAGGGAAGGGGAACCAUCACUCACACAUGGUAAAGCCCUCCGCGGUUAUGAUUCUUUUUAUAUUAUGGACAUAAACUCUCUAUGUAAUAACAAUUUACAAGUUGUCAGACCCUCCGCUGAAAGUCCGUACCUGGUCAUACACCCACUCCCAGGGACGACAGUAACCGAAGUUGUGGAAGGUGAAGUGAAGAUAUGGAAACGCAAGGAUUCUGAAGAUUGCUUUUCUGCUUCAUUUAUGGUCAUGGAUGGAGAUCCAAAACUUGCAAAACUCAUGAUAAGAGAUGGUUCCAGACUAUUCACGUUAUAUUUUAAAAGGGAAGAUCUCUGGGUUAAAAUCACUGCAAGGGAAUAUAAUUCUAAUACUCGCAAUGUCAAGGAAGAAUAUGAGAUCGACGAUUAUGACGAUGAAGAAGAUUCUUUCUUUACAGUUUCACACACACUUUUGAUACUCACACUCACUUGUAUAGUAUUUCUUUAA